This is a messenger RNA of Vidua macroura (Pin-tailed whydah), 4055 nucleotides long. It is a transcript of the gene DDC, whose product is annotated as dopa decarboxylase. Gene Ontology annotation, biological process: serotonin biosynthetic process; amino acid metabolic process; catecholamine metabolic process. The record is from RefSeq and is a predicted model, not a curated record. The transcript is spliced from 16 exons. Bases 173 to 1681 code for a protein of 502 amino acids. Lineage: Eukaryota; Metazoa; Chordata; Aves; Passeriformes; Viduidae. Gene Ontology annotation, molecular function: aromatic-L-amino-acid decarboxylase activity; pyridoxal phosphate binding.
AGCAAAGAAGGGCAGUGAGAGGCAGGGGAGAAGCAAAAACCUUCCCUAUUCGCUAGCACUUUGCAUGUGAACUCCAGCUCAUCUCAGCUGAGCCGUGUAUCACCUUGGGUGUGCUCACACAAUCUGCCUAUCUCAAAGAACUCCUGGAGCUGCAGCCCGGCAUCUUGGAAAUAUGGACAGCCCCAGACAGAGCUUCCUCACAUUCUCCUGCAAAACACAGUACAGAUCAAUUUUAAAAUUCCGCAAGAGAGGGAAGGAGAUGGUGGAUUAUGUUGCGGAUUACCUGGAGAAGAUAGAGAAACGACAGGUAUUCCCAGAUGUGGAACCAGGAUACCUACGGCCCCUCAUCGCAGACUGUGCACCCCAGGAUCCUGAGAGCUUUGAGGAUGUCUUUAAAGACAUUGAGAAAAUCAUUAUGCCAGGGGUGACUCACUGGCACAGUCCGUACUUUUUUGCCUACUUCCCUGCAGCCUCUUCCUUCCCAGCUCUUCUUGCAGAUAUGUUGUGUGGUGGAAUAGGAUGUGUGGGCUUCUCUUGGGCUGCAAGUCCAGCUUGCACAGAGCUGGAGACUGUCAUGUUGGAUUGGCUCGGGAAGAUGGUUAAUUUGCCUGAGGAGUUUUUAGCUGGGAAGGAUGGCCAAGGGGGAGGAGUCAUUCAGGGAAGUGCAAGCGAGGCCACCCUGAUUGCACUGCUUGCUGCAAGGACAAAGACUAUCAGACAGGUACAGUCAGAGAAGCCUGAGCUAACAGAAACAGAGAUCAUGGGCAGGCUGGUGGCUUAUGCUUCUGAUCAGGCUCAUUCAUCUGUGGAAAGGGCUGCACUAAUUGGUGCUGUGAAGAUUAAAAAUGUUCCUUCAGAUGACACAUUUAGUGUUUGUGGUUCAGCCCUGAGGAAAGUUCUGGAUGAAGACAAAGCUGCUGGUUUUAUACCAUUCUUUUUCUGUGCAACACUUGGAACUACCCCUUGCUGCUCCUUUGACAAGCUGUUAGAACUGGGUCCUAUUUGUAAUAAGGAAAAUAUCUGGAUGCAUAUUGAUGCAGCCUAUGCGGGAAGUGCUUUCAUCUGCCCUGAAUUCAGGCAUCUUUUAAAUGGAGUGGAGUUUGCAGAUUCAUUUAACUUUAAUCCUCAUAAAUGGCUCCUAGUGAAUUUUGAUUGCUCUGCAAUGUGGGUGAAAAAAAGAUCAGAUUUAAUAGGUGCCUUUAAAUUAGAACCUCUUUACCUGCAGCAUCACCAUCAGGAGUCUGGUCUUGUAACAGAUUAUCGGCACUGGCAAAUCCCCCUGGGCAGGAGGUUCCGCUCCCUGAAGCUCUGGUUCGUACUGAGGAUGUACGGGGUCAAGGGGCUGCAGGAGCACAUCCGCAAGCACGUUAGACUGUCGCAUCAGUUUGAACACUUAGUCCUUCAGGAUGAAAGGUUUGAGAUCUGUGCUGAGGUUGUUUUGGGACUGGUCUGCUUCCGGCUGAAGGGCUCAAAUGAACUAAACGAGGCACUUCUAAAAAGCAUAAAUGAUGCCAAGAAGAUCCAUCUGGUCCCGUGCCACCUCCGAGAGAAGUUUGUGCUACGUUUUGCUAUUUGUUCCCGCACAGUGGAAUCCACCCACAUCAAGUUUGCCUGGCAGCACAUCUCACAGCUGGCAACUGAUCUUCUGAAAACAUGGGAGCAAAACCACCACCAGCAGUAACAAGCAGUGAAGUAUAAGUGAAGAUGAGGAUGCACAUAGCCAAGGAGAAUCGAGCUGUCAUUUCUUACCAGUUUGUAGUCAAGAGCCUUUGUUCAACCAAACAAUGGAAAUGGAAGGGUUGGUGCUCCCUCCAUUGUCCUUGUUCACUUGUAGCACACCCCCUCCUUUCUUCACAGAUGAAACUAAGAGGUCCUAUAGCCAAUUAAUUUAACAUUACUGUGACUGCAGGAAGAAGCCAUGUUGGGGAAGUUUAGUUCAGUUUGUAAAUAUGUUAGUAUCUGAAUAGGUAUGCACAAAUGUUGCCAGGAUUUGGGGCACUAUCAUGUCAUGAUACACUUGCUGCAGGAGUUUUGUAAAUGAACAAAGGAAAAAGGACUUCAAGACUUCCUUCCAUAGCCAGACUUAGGGGAAUGAGCACUAACUGAUUACUAAUCAUCCUUCUGGCAGGUUCUCUACUUUCCCUGAAAUGGUUUGCUUUUAAAACAGCCAUUUUGUCAAAUUCCAGCAAAUAGGUUAUGCUGGCUAUUGGUUUUCAGAUUUAUCAUUCAUAAUGAGGUCCCUGAAAAGCUCCUCCUAAAGAGUUUUGUCAAAAGCUAUGUGCUACCUGGUAUUCUAUAUUUUUAAUCAAGUUAUUAUCAGCAGUGAUUACUUGAAAAUAGUCUGUAAGAUAUGUUUUGCGAAACUGAGUUGUGAUUUGUUUUUAUGGCUACCAUUUUGAUUACUUCAUGGUGUAAUAAAUCUUUGUCAAAAUGUGCUAAGAAAUGUGACGUCAAAAAAUACUACUCUUAGUUUCUCAAAUUAGCUAGCAAACGAGUAAGCAAGUGGCAAUAAAAACAUGAAGUAAGAGAACAAACCCCCAAAAUCAGCUGUGGCGCUGAAAACCACCCCAUCAGUGGUUUUCUUCCAUUAACAGUGAUGAAUGGAAAAUGAAAAUACUGGAAAACCUCUUUCUGAGAAAGCCAAAUCAGAUAUAUUUGACACAAACCAUUGAUACAUCAUCCUGUCAAAGGCAGGCAUAGUAAAGAGCUAAAAUGAAAGUUGGAGGUGAAAGUCAGAAGAAUAUCAAGUCACAAAGUACUUUUGCCAUUUUAAAAACAUAAAUUCCAGACAGUUAUUUCUGUGUAAAGAAGAACAACAUAAGUGGCUGCUCCAAGAAAAAUAAUAUGUAGGAUUAAUUUCUACAUCUGCAUUUCAAUCUUCCUUUUUAAUGCUCAUAUUAACUUCUACAGCCUCUUGAGCAAUGUGCACAAUUAUUCAGCUUUCUUCUUCCAUCCCUUUCAAGUAUACUUCCUACAGUUGGAAAGUUGCAAGUAGACCAGGGAAAAUGGAUCAGGACAGUUAAUUUGGCACAUGAUCUGCUCCUACCCCUGCCUUUCAUAAUCUCUCACUUCUAGGGUGCAAACUGGGAAGGACUGCUAUUUCCAUAAGGAACUGAUUUCCCAGGUAACAGAUGAAGAAAGGGAUAACCAAUGAAUUUGAUAAAGCGCAGUAAUACUUGAGCAGGUGACUGACACUGUCAGCUACAGUGUCAGAAAUUUGGAUAGCAUCAUUCUCUUCAGGAGAAUCAAUAUGAAAUUCAGCUUUUCUGUGGUAGCACAAUGCAGUAGAUUGGUAGACUGAAGAGAGUGGAAAAUGCUGGAAGUUGUUCCCUUUCUCUGUUACUGGGUUUUUUUAAAACAACCUUAUUCAGAUCUCAUGACCUGGAAAACAGCGUUCAUCCAUAACAUGUAUCUUCCACACUGAUACAAUUUUACAACUUUUACUUUAUGAAAAUUCUAGAAUCUUGGAGCCAAAGAAUUACAUGCUCUCUGUGAGACAGACCAGUAUUUUGUAUGUGAAAUAUAUAAUCAGGAUUGUACAGAAAAAAAAAAAAAAAAAAAAGAUCAGAUUUGGAUCAAAGCUAUCACAGAGUAAAUCCAGGAUAAUUCCACUGAAAUGAAAUGGAGUUGCUCUGGGUUUAGGUGACUAUGAUUGAAAUUAAAAAUCUGGCUAAUAAGUAUUGGAAAACAAAGGCAUAAGGUAAGGCACCCCUAAACUGAACAUAAGAAGAUUCUGCUGGAAAUCUGCUCCAUGGAAACAAGAGCAGAGAUGAAUGAUGCCUGCCUGUGUGAGCCUCAAACUGCUGUAAAACUGGCAUGCAGGCAGGAUGCACACCCAAACCUAGGAGAGGUGAAAUGUCCUCAACAACCCAGAAUUAGACAUAGAUACUUUUAGACAUUUGUGGGAAAAUACUGCCAAAACUGACAUUCAAUUAAACAUUUUUCAAUAUCCGGAUAUCAGUUUAAGAAGUGGCUGUUGUCCAGAUACAGAAACUCCUGUUGGCAAAGAAUUGAAGAUAAAGGCUAAUUUAAAAUAUAGAUGGAGUAAAAGUCCA